UCAACUCCGUUACUUGAGAGAGUGCAACGCUGGGAGGCGCUACUCCGUACAAGGAGCUCCGCAGUUUGACCUUCUUUCAUUUACAAUGGUGAAGCUGGCCAUGUCGUCUGUGACAGCCUGCGCGCUGCUGCUGCUCUUCACUGUCUCGGCGGUCACCGCACGCGCGCAGACUGCGGCCACUGCUGCAGCUGUACAAGCAGAUGCCAAAAAUGCGAGCGCAGUAACUGACAUCGAAGAUUCGUCGCCUGCAGCUGAUGCAGCAGCUGAUGAGGUCACAGAUGCAGCAGCUGCAGACGAAGAAGGCACGCCUGUGCAAUACCCCUUCAGAGAUCUGCCUGCUGAUGUACUCAGAGAUUUCCCGGGUCUCUGCUUCGGGUCGACGGCUCUGCGCUUGUUCCAGGUGGGUCAGUCGUGGUCCCUGACCCCUUUUUGCGGGGUCGCGACUUGCCUCGUUAGUCGGGACGGCUUCCACCUCAUGGAGAGGGUCCAGGACUGUGGACCUCAACCCCUGCGUAACCCCAGAUGUAAGAACGUUAACCUCAAAACCGACCAUCCCUUCCCCGGCUGCUGCCCCAAGUUUGAGUGUGAGGAAGGCGUUGAGUUGGAAUACCCGACACAGGAGGAGCUGCAGCAACUCGCUCAUGAGGCUGCCCAGGCCGCCGUCAGGGCGCAAUACGAGGAGGACGUUGAGGGUGAAGAGGUCCAACAGUCAGCCAGAGUCUCCGCUGACAAGACUGACGUGAUACCUACUGAAGAGGAUCAAACUGACGUGGCAACUACUGAAGACGCCGCCAGUAAGGACGUGGCUAAGCCUCCUGCCAAACCCGCUGCUAAAGAAGUACCACAAAAAGUCGAAAUUGUCAUAUGGAAAGAUCAUCAUAUGUACAGAUCUUCAUGUGGACAGCAGAUCGUCAUAUGGACAGAUCAUCAUAUGGAUAGAUCGUCUUAUGGACAGACCGUCAUAUGGACAGAUCGUCAUAUGGACAGAUCAUCAUGUGGACAGAUCGUAUAUGGACAGAUCGUCAUAUGGACAGAUCGUCAUAUGGACAGAUCGUCAUAUGGACAGAUCGUCAUGUGGACAGAUCGUCAUAUGGACAGAUCAUCCAAGAUGAAGUUGAUCCUCUCGAUCGCGUUGUUGGCCGCGGCAGUAACGGCCCUACCUCAGGAGGCUGCCAAGUCCGGACCAGCCAAGACUCCCGCUGGUCAGCCCGGCAAGACGCCAGAGAGGGAUUUUUCUGUCAGAGAUUUGCCAGCUGAUCAGCUUCGCGACUUCCCCGGAGUCUGCUUUGGUUCAACUACCUUCAGGUUCUACAAAAUCGGCGAAUCAUGGCCUCUGUCGCCAUUCUGUGGCAUCGCUACUUGCCUCACCGACGGACGCCAUCUCAUCGAACGCGUCCGCGACUGCGGAAUUUUACCAAAGGACAACCCCAAGUGCAAGGUUGUAAAUUUGAGUGACCGCACUCAGGCAUUCCCUGCCUGCUGCCCCAAGUUCGAGUGCGAAGAGGGUGUAGAGCUCGAGUACCCAACUGCUGAGGAGCUACAAGCAUUUGCACAGAAGGCUCAUCAGGCUCAAGUUGCGGCCGCUGCUGCACAGCAACAGCAGCAGCUUUUGGAAGCUCAGGCACUGCAAGCGCAGGCCCUGCAGGCCCAAGCGCCCAUUGCCAGAGGCUGAUUAUGCUGGGACUUGCACGAUGUAGGAAUGCGGAGUAUUGAUCCAAUUUUGGAGUGGCGAAGGCUCUGGUACGAACAAAUAAUGCCCAGGGGAGGAUUUCAAAAUAAACUAACGGCAUCAGAACUCACGAUUUCUGCGGGAAUUUUCGAGAAGGCAGCCUUUAGAGUGAGGGUAGCCUUCUAACUAGCAAGCUCCACUCCAUUUCUGGGACUCUCAACUAGCUUCGUUUUCUAUUUGAUGAAAAAAAUCUUCAAUAAAAACUUACCCAACAAAUAAUAUUCAACGUCAUCAUGGGUUAGCUGUUGAACAAUCGUUUUUCUCUUGAUGAAAAGACUGUCGCACGGCAGGUUCGCACCCGUAACCACCCUACAUUUUCAAUUAACUUAAUUACUCUUAUAAUAUCCAUGACAUUCUAGCAUGAAUUAAUUACUGACGGAAAUGUCUUAUGAGGUAUUCUGCGGAUGCUUACUACAUACGUUGCAAUUGAGUUAUUGUUUUUACUAAUGUGAUCAGAUUUAUUCUGAAUUAAUGGUAGAUUUCUCAGCUUCAUUCACAUCUGGGAGUUGCGACUCAAAUGUAGGGAGCAUAAGGGUAAUUGUAGUGGAUUAAAAGUUGAUCCACGCGCGGAAUUGUUAGAAGGAUAAAAAUUAAAGUUUAGUAUGCCAUUUGAGGAUGCCCAGCUGUUGUCAGGAUCAAUAAUUUCGUCCAGAUUUGUAAUUCGAAAAUAUGAAACUAUUUAUUGUGUGUGAUAACUAAUGUAAGUAUCCAUGAAAAUAGAAUUACAAAGUCUU
Hyalella azteca is the source of this 2463-nucleotide messenger RNA. RefSeq lists its product as uncharacterized. The coding region runs from base 86 to 1672 and encodes 528 amino acids. The record is from RefSeq and is a predicted model, not a curated record. Lineage: Eukaryota; Metazoa; Arthropoda; Malacostraca; Amphipoda; Hyalellidae. The transcript has 7 exons.